Molecule: messenger RNA, 369 nt
Organism: Rangifer tarandus platyrhynchus (Svalbard reindeer)
Lineage: Eukaryota; Metazoa; Chordata; Mammalia; Artiodactyla; Cervidae
Source: the annotation of a GenBank genome assembly
AUGCCUCCCGGUGAAUUGCUGCAUCAUCAGCUAGCCUUCCUCACCUGCAGGUGUUGGCUGAGCAGCUGCUGGUUUCUGGCCUUGUGUCGUGGUCGGGAAAUCAGGAUGAGUGGGCUGGUCCCUGCUUCCGGAGAGACCCCUUCUCUCCAGAGGGCAGGAAGGCAUAAAGGAACCGCAGCUUGCUCAAGAGUGGGAGGGGAGAGCACCAAGGAGCCUGGAUCCCAGCUGCAGAAGCUCAGGGAGGGGUGUGCUGUCUCCCCUCCAUUCCCAGGCCUCCAGGCAGGGCCCCCCCAGCAGGGGCACAGGGACCCCCAAGAUUUGGGCCAUGCUCCAGGGGCUGUGGGCAUCCAGGUAUGGCUGAAGGACUAG